AUGGGCCCGCAUGCGUACACGGCGUCGAAGCACGCGCUGGUGGGGCUGACCAAGAACGCGGCCUGCGAGCUCGGGGAGCACGGCAUCCGCGUGAACUGCGUGUCCCCCUUCGGCGUGGCCACGCCAAUGCUGGUGAAUGCGUGGCGCCACAGCCACCAUGAUGAAGAUGAAGACGGGAGCGCGGCGGCGCCGGUGAGCGCGGAGGAGGUGGAGAAGGCGGAGGAGAUGGUGCGCGGCAUGGCGACGCUCAAGGGCACGACGUUGAGGGCAGGGGACAUCGCGGAGGCGGCGCUGUUCCUGGCCAGCGACGAGUCGAGGUACAUCUCCGGGCACAACCUCGUCGUCGACGGCGGCGUCACCACCUCCAGGAACGUCAUCGGGCUGUGA
Molecule: messenger RNA, 387 nt
Organism: Triticum turgidum subsp. durum (durum wheat)
Lineage: Eukaryota; Viridiplantae; Streptophyta; Magnoliopsida; Poales; Poaceae
Source: the annotation of a GenBank genome assembly